Culex quinquefasciatus (southern house mosquito) is the source of this 827-nucleotide messenger RNA. RefSeq names its product spectrin beta chain. Bases 341 to 712 code for a protein of 123 amino acids. The record is from RefSeq and is a predicted model, not a curated record. Gene Ontology annotation, molecular function: protein binding. NCBI's taxonomy places the organism in Eukaryota, Metazoa, Arthropoda, Insecta, Diptera, Culicidae. The transcript is spliced from 2 exons.
AUGCUUGGAACUUUGAUCAAAAAGUAGCAAGUUUUUUUAAUCAGUUUAGCGUGCAACUGUCACUGUCAAUCAACAAAAUAAAAACAAAAGCCACGUUUUUUUCUUGCGAUAUUUCACACGGUUUUCUUCGGUUGUUACGAAAUAAAAGUUGUUUGACUCUGCUCCACCGCCAUAUCGAUCGUCUUCGGAGCUGCCAACAACAGUGGCGGUGGCUUCAAGUAGUCGAACCCUGUCGAACCGUCUGAAUGCCAUCGCUCCGGCUACACCAAGAAUUGCCGCUCGCAAGGAGAACGUCCUGCGUCUGUGGAAUUAUCGGCUAGAACUUCUACGAGCCCGACGAAUGCAGCAAAACUUCCAGGGGAACUUGAUGAAGGAGAUCAAGCAGCGUCUGCUGACCGACGAUUACGGCAAGCAUGUGAUUGGUGUCGCAAACCUGCUUCGGAGACACGAGCAGCAACUGACGAGCUGGUUCCCCAGGGGCACUUCGGUGCCGAUCGUAUCGACUAGCGAUUCAAGGAGAUCCUGCUUAUGUGGAACAACUUGCAUGACUUCAACGUUUCCCGUCGCAAGCGACUUCUUUCAACUGUUUGCCGAUGCUGAUGAUAUCGAUAACUGGAUGCUGGACGCAAUGCGUCUCGUGUCUUCCGAGGACGUUGGCCGUGACGGAGCGAACGUGCAGAGCCUGCUGAAGGAUGUUGCCGAUAAGCUGUAGAACUACGCCGAAACGAUCGAACGCACACGCUACACACGCAACCGGAACAGCAAAAGGUCCAGGAACGUCUUGCCGCCAUCGAUGCCCGCUACAAGGAGCUCGUGGAACUGAUUAA